GACCUUCUGAGCGUCUCGCUCGUCAGAGGAAGUCGUCAGGAUUCGGUUUCCGGUCGCUUCGUCUUGCACUGAAACACAACAAAGCUAUGCUAAUAUAAUGCUCGCAGCCGUUUAAAAGCGAUUUAUUUUGUUCCACACUUCAGCGUCAUGUGUCAUAAAUGAAUUCCUGGUCUAGCACGAGCGUGUAAUCCUGAGGAAAAUGGAUAUUGCCACACCGCCAGAAGAUCAAGAGCUGCGUAAUGUCAUUGACAAACUGGCCCAGUUUGUCGCCCGAAAUGGACCGGAGUUUGAGAAGAUGACCAUGGAGAAGCAGAAGGAGAACCCCAAGUUCUCGUUUCUGUUCGGAGGAGAAUAUUUCGGCUACUACAAAUACAAGCUGGCCAUCGAACAGCAGCAGCAGCUCUGUAAACCUCCAGGUAAUGAGGUCGCCGAUGUUUCCGCGACGUUGCCGAUGCUCCCGCCGCCGCCGAUCCCGCCAACCACGCCGUCUGUGGAGGAGCUCAUCCAGCAGAGCCAGUGGAACCUCCAGCAGCAGGAGCAACACCUGCUCAGCCUCAGACAGGUACAUCAAGCUCUUCUGCACACCAGGGUAAUGUGGAAAUUGAUAUUUUGUAUGAUGUCAUCAGGAGAUCUGAAGCCUCCAGGGGCCGGUCCCCCACCCGCUGAUUACGAAGGCCCUCAGAACCGACCAUCAGACUCGAACCCAGCAGCGUCGUCCGACAUUCCCUCCUCUAAACCCGGCUGGUUUGAGCCGCAGCACAACAUGCCAGCGUGGAACCCGCAACAACCCCCACCAUUCGACCCAGUUCAAGCCCCGCCCCCCUGGAACAGCCACGAGGGCAUGUGGAACGAGCAGCGGGACCCCAACUGGAGCGGCCCUCGGGACGGGGGCCCCGCAGGCCCCUGGAGUAGCCAGAACGAGCCACCGCCCUCCUGGAGCGGCCAGUUCGACCAGCCGCCGUGGAGCAGCCAGCCGGAUCAGCCGCCACCGUGGGGCCAGAGGGAGCCUCCCUUCCGCAUGCAGCGUCCUCCACAUUUUCGCGGGCCCUUCCCUCCACACCAGCAGCCGCCACCGUUCAACCAGCCGCCGCUGCCGCCACACAACUUCGGACGCUUCCCGCCGCGCUUCAUGCAGGACGAGUUUCCUCCGCGGCAUCACUUUGAGCGGCCGCCGUAUCCACCGCACCGAUUCGACUACCCGCAGGGAGACUUCCCAGGAGAGAUCGGUCCGCCUCCUCAUCACCACCCGAACCAGAGGAUUCCCCCUCCCGGGAUGUCUGAUCCUCCUCCGUGGGGCGGGAACCAGCAUCCCGAUUUCGGACCGCCUCCUCACGGGUUUAACGGUCAGGCGCCACACAUGCGGCGCCAGACCCCGGCUCACGUCAGUCAGGACGACCCCAGCCUGGUUCCCAACGUGCCCUACUUCGACCUUCCCGCAGGACUCAUGGCGCCGCUUGUGAAGCUUGAAGAUCACGAUUAUAAGCCUCUGGACCCCAAAGACAUCCGUCUGCCGCCCCCGAUGCCUCCCAGUGAGCGUCUGCUGGCCGCAGUGGAGGCGUUUUACAGCCCGCCGUCUCACGACAGACCCAGAAACAGUGAGGGUUGGGAACAGAAUGGUCUGUAUGAGUUCUUCCGGGCCAAAAUGAGAGCAAGGCGUAAAAAGGACCAAGACAAACGCAACAGCACCCGAGGAAGUCCCUCCCGCAGUCGGUCACGCAGCCGAGGACGAUCCACAUCACGCUCCAGCUCCAGGUCUUCCAAAUCCUCCCGCUCCAGAUCCCGAUCCAGAUCCCACUCUCGUUCUCGCUCUCGCUCCUACUCCAGAUCUCACUCUAGGAGCAGGAGUCGCUCCAGAUCCAGAUCCCAAAGUCGCUCCCGCUCCAGAUCUCGCUCCAGGUCACGAUCUCCAGACAAGCGUCGCCACGCUGCAAAAUCACGCAGUCCGACGCCACCCUCCACAUCUGGUUUGGGUUCAGGUCCUGCUGCGUUACCCGUCGACCUCAGGCUGGGUGAAGAAAACAAAGGCCAUCAGAUGCUCAUGAAGAUGGGCUGGAGUGGAUCAGGAGGUCUUGGUGCUAAAGAACAGGGCAUUCAAGACCCCAUCAAAGGAGGAGACAUCCGGGACAAGUGGGAUCAGUAUAAAGGAGUUGGAGUCCAACUGGACGACCCGUACGUGAACUACAGGCGAAACAAAAGCUACAAUUUUGUCGCAAGGAUGAAAGCACGAGAAAAAGUAACCAGAGACCCGCAGGAGCCCUCCAGCACAGAGUGAUCACCCGUCACACGUGAUCUGUUUUUUUUUUUACUGUAGUUGUCAUAAAGCUGUUUUUCAGAUUCGUUUGGAUGUUCUCGUCACUCUCGAGUUUCUUUCUGUAGUAAAAUGCAUCAGUGCAUCAUAUUGUAACUCACAGAAAUUGUCCGUGUCAUUGCAAGCAUUUGCUUUGAUUAAUCUGAGACUCUGUACAAGCAAAAUAAAGAUGUUUGAAAAAGG
This is a messenger RNA of Sinocyclocheilus grahami, 2491 nucleotides long. RefSeq names its product calcium homeostasis endoplasmic reticulum protein-like. Gene Ontology annotation, biological process: intracellular calcium ion homeostasis; RNA processing. The transcript is spliced from 13 exons. Lineage: Eukaryota; Metazoa; Chordata; Actinopteri; Cypriniformes; Cyprinidae. Gene Ontology annotation, cellular component: perinuclear region of cytoplasm. The record is from RefSeq and is a predicted model, not a curated record. Bases 200 to 2272 code for a protein of 690 amino acids. Gene Ontology annotation, molecular function: RNA binding.